UAAAAUUACAUUUCAACUCGAAUUAAAAACUUGAAUCAGCGAACUGUGUAUUGAUUAUAAUGCCCUAAUACACAAUUUUCUCCCAUUAACUUCAAUUUAUCUGUAAUCGUUAAUUCCAAUGCAACUCUAUCAGGAGACAAAGACACUACUUUACGUAUAACGCUUCUCUCAUCCACGCAAAUGUAAUGCCUCUUGUCUAAGCCUCACCAACUUCUCCCUAUAUAUAGCUCCAUUGUUUAUGUACAAGUCGCCCAGCCAGCUCUUUCACUUGAUCAGUUUUUACUUUCUCCGUUGUAUAAACACAAAGUUGAAAAAUGGCUGCAACUGCAACUGUUGAUGAAGUCAUUGCCAGGACAGAGACGGUCGAGAUCGAUCCCAAAACCGGAGUGGCCUUGGAGUCACAGAAUGGAGCAGAGAAAGAAAAUGGUGUUGAGUUCGAGGAGGCCAAUGGUGUCAAGUGUGAGAAUGGAGCCAAACCUGUUGAGGAGCCAAAGGAGGAGGAAGCUAAUGGAGAGAAAGAUGGAGAAGUUAAUGGUCAAGUGAAGGAGGAGAAAGUGGCUCUGGAGGUUGAACCCAAGACUUUCCCUGUUAAACUGGAUGAUGGCAAAUUGUUGAACUGCAUUGGUUUGAGGAAGAAGUCCAUGCUUGGCCUUGGCAUCAAGAUUUAUGGCUUUGGAGUGUAUGCUGAUAAUGAGAAGUUGAAAGAUCUCCUCAAGUCAAAAAUAGGGAAAUCCCCGGCAAAACCCACAAAGGAGAUGUUUCAGUUGGCGAUCGACGGUGAUUUCGCCAUGAUGGUCAGAAUGGUCAUUGUCUACUCUGGCCUCACAAUGAGCAUGGUAAGGAAGAGCUUUGAUGAAGGUCUUGGAGCAUCAAUAAAGAAGUUGACUGGUGGCAAAAAGAAUGAGGACCUCACAAACAAGGUCCUGGGUCAAGCAUCAGAUGACAUUAAGUUAACCUCUGGUUCCGUGAUAGAGAUUUCUCGCCUACCAGGACACGUCCUUCAAGCAAAAGUGAUGGGAGAAAUUGUGAGCAAGGUUGAAAGUGAACUUCUUUGCAGGGCCUAUAUCCAUAUGUACUUAGGAGACGACCCCUUUGACAAGGAAGCCAAAGAAAAGUUCGGGAUGUCCCUGCUUUCUCUCUUCUAAGCUAGCGGCGAAAUAGGUUUGAGUCAAUAAGGUCCGAGUCUACACCUAGGGACUGGCCAAUUACUCAUUAAGAAUUAAGUGUUUUUUAUCCACAUAAC
Morus notabilis is the source of this 1243-nucleotide messenger RNA. RefSeq names its product fatty-acid-binding protein 1. Gene Ontology annotation, molecular function: intramolecular lyase activity. NCBI's taxonomy places the organism in Eukaryota, Viridiplantae, Streptophyta, Magnoliopsida, Rosales, Moraceae. The transcript is spliced from 5 exons. The record is from RefSeq and is a predicted model, not a curated record. Bases 315 to 1145 code for a protein of 276 amino acids.